Miscanthus lutarioriparius is the source of this 1053-nucleotide messenger RNA. NCBI's taxonomy places the organism in Eukaryota, Viridiplantae, Streptophyta, Magnoliopsida, Poales, Poaceae. The record is from the annotation of a GenBank genome assembly.
AUGCAGCAGCCGGAGCAUGCCGAUCCGCCGGGCCGGGGCUUCCCGCCACCGGCGGCGCCGGCGCCUGCCGCCGCGCGCGGAGCGCACCACCGCCGGGCCAGAUCUGAGGUUGCCUUCCGCCUCCCGGACGACCUGGGCCUCGGCGGCGGCGGCGGCCCCGACGGCGACGCCUUCGACGAGAUCGGCUCCGAGGACGACCUCUUCUCCACCUUCAUGGACAUCGAGAAGAUCUCGUCCUCCGGGCCCUCCGACCGCGACCGCGACCGCGCCGCUGAGACCUCGUCUCCGCCGCGCCCAAAGCAUCGCCACAGCAGCUCCGUCGACGGCUCGGGCCUCUUCUUCUCGCCCGGCAUCGGCGGCGGCGCGGGGAAGGAUGCCGCGGCGUCGCUGGCCGAGGUCAUGGAGGCCAAGAAGGCCAUGACUCCCGAGCAGCUGGCCGAGCUCGCGGCCAUCGAUCCCAAGCGCGCCAAGAGAAUUCUAGCUAACAGACAAUCAGCGGCUAGAUCGAAAGAAAGAAAGGCUCGUUAUAUGACAGAACUUGAGCGGAAGGUCCAAACUCUUCAGACUGAAGCCACCACCCUCUCAGCUCAACUCACACUAUUUCAGAGGGACACGACUGGACUUUCUGCAGAAAAUGCAGAGCUUAAGAUAAGGUUACAGGCCAUGGAGCAACAGGCUCAACUCCGUGAUGCUCUGAAUGAUGCACUAAAGCAGGAGCUGGAGAGGCUUAAGCAUGAUACUGGUGAGAUGACCAAUUCCAGCGAGACAUAUAACAUGAGAUUUCAACAUGUUCCAUACAACUCUUUCUUCUUCCCGCUUUCCCAGCAAAAUGCAUCCCCACACCUUGGUAGCACCCAGUUGCCACCACCGUUCCACCCACCCCAUCCCAAUGUGCCAAACCACCAGAUGCUGUCCCACCCAAACACUCUCCCAGACAUAAUGCAGCAAGAGUCUCUUGGACGGCUGCAGGGUUUGGACAUUGGAAAGGGGCCACUGGUUGUGAAGUCAGAGAGCAGCUCGAUCUCUGCAUGUGAAAGCAGCAGCACCUUCUAA